Messenger RNA from Theobroma umbraticum, 3867 nucleotides. It is a transcript of the gene ATSPO22, whose product is annotated as Tetratricopeptide repeat (TPR)-like superfamily protein. Gene Ontology annotation, molecular function: protein binding. Gene Ontology annotation, biological process: regulation of synaptonemal complex assembly; meiotic cell cycle. Lineage: Eukaryota; Viridiplantae; Streptophyta; Magnoliopsida; Malvales; Malvaceae. The record is from RefSeq and is a predicted model, not a curated record.
GUUUUGUUUUAAUCUGCAACAAGAGUUAUUGGUGUUGUUUUCUUCAUCACAAUAAAAGUUUAUUUGAAUAUAAAGAACAGUUUAUGCCACGAUUAACAAGAUGAAUUUUAAUUAACUUAAUUUAAAAAGAAAUUUUAAAGCCUGAUUUUUUUGUUCUUUUCAUUCAUUGGAUGCACUAAUAUAAGGUUUUUCAACUCGAUUCAUAAGGAUCCUUCCACUUAAAAAAAUCACUCUGUUUUCAAAUUUUCGCGCCAGAAGAAGGAAAAUGAGAAUCGCAGAAAUCUCAACGCCGGAACUCCGGCCACCUGCACAUGACCCGCAAUCCCCUUCGCACCACCAAGACAAUCACCUCCUCUCUCAAAUCGAAUGCAAAAUCAAACAGACCGAAACCCACCCACCCGAUACUCCACUACCCGACUCGCUCCCUUCCGAUCUCCGCCAACUCUUAACUCACCUGACUCAACUCCUUCCUUUCCCCACCACCAACAACUCUCUCAAACUCCACCUCUGGAAACUCAGCUACCGUCUCUGGAACGCCUGCGUCGACCUCUCUAACGCCGCCGCCAUCCGCUCUCCAUCCUCCAAUUUCUCUCCUCAAAAUGUCGCUAUGCUCCGCCACGUGGCAGCCGAUAUGCUCUUCCUCGCCGUAGAUGUCGUCGGCGUCCCUUCUCCGGUGAUCAAAUGCGCUUCCUUCUAUUACAAGACAGGUCUGGUCUGGCACGAUCUUAAAAACUUCGAUCUAGCCUCAACAUGCUUCGAGAGAGCCACGGAUCUCAUCUCGAAGCUCGAUAUAAGGAAAAUAUCGGACGCAGGAGAGAGGAAGCUUCUGUUAGAUCUAAACAUCGCGAGGUCUCUCACCGCGUGGGAGAUUUCAGAUAAAAAUCUCGCGAUAACAUUGCUGAACCGGUCCAAAACUCUCCUUUUCGGUUCACCAGUUCACUUCAAAGCUCUGGCGAACCAGUUCUUAGCUUUUGCUAAGACCGCUUUAUCGAGAACUGAAAAUAAUGGUAGCUUCAACGAAGCCUUGAAGCUUAUGAACGAAGCUUUGGAAUUAUGCGAGAAAGGAUUAUCUAUUUCCCGAACACGAGAAGAAACGGUGGAGAUCAAGGAAUUAAAAUCCAAAACCCUGCGUUUCAUCUCAGCCGUCCAUUUGCAAUACGGAGAGUUCGAAAGCGUGAUCAAGUGCGUUAAAGUUUUAAGGGAGAACGGUGGUGAGAGUGGAGAUCACCACGCUUCAUUGCCGGUUUUGGCAAUGAAGGCGUGGCUUGGUUUAGGGAGGUAUAGUGAGGCGGAGAAGGAGUUGAAGGGUAUGGUUGUUAAUAAAGGGAUUCCCGAGGGCGUUUGGCUUUCUGCGGUGGAAGCGUAUUUUCAGGCUGCGGGAACUGCGGGGUUGGAGACUGCGAAGGGGAUAUUUUUGGGGUUGCUGGGACGAUGUCAUGUUAGUGCACGCGCGGCUGUGAGGGUGGUUCAUAGGGUGGUGGGGGACGAUGGUGGAAUUGAGGGGUCGAGGAUUAGAGCGAAGGUGGUGUCGGAGCUGGCCUCAGAUGAGAGAGUGGUUGCGUUGUUUGCGGGUGAGGCUGUGGCGAAAGAGAGGACGGCCAUGCAUGCUGUUCUUUGGAAUUGUGGUUCAGGUAAUUUCCGAUUGAAAGAUUAUGAAACGAGCGCUGAGAUGUUUGAGAAAUCUAUGCUUUAUGUACCACAUGAUAUAGAGAAUAGAGUUCUUCGAGCCAAGGGCUAUAGAGUUUUGUCUCUCUGCUACCUUGGUCUUACUCAACUUGAUCGAGCUCAAGAAUAUGUCAUUGAGGCUGAUAAGCUUGAUCCAAACAUCGUAUGUGCUUUCCUUAAGUUCAAAAUCUGUCUGCAAAAGAAUGACCACUGUGGUGCUAUCAAUCAGAUAGAAACAAUGAUAACCUGCAUGUGUUUCACUCCAGACUUUCUGUCUCUCUCAGCCCACGAAGCUGUUGCUUCCCGUGCUCUUCCUGUUGCUGUUGCCGCACUUUCCAAGUUACUUAACUUCUACACCUCAGGGAAACCAAUGCCAACAGCAGAAGUUGUAGUGCUACGCACCUUGGUCGCAGUUCUCUCUCAAGACCUUGGUCAAGAGGCUGAAGUCCUAAAAUUCUUGAAACAAGCAUAUGAUAGAGCUUCUAAGCUUGGAGCUGACUGCUUUUUUGGAAAAGGAGAGGUUGGAAGACGAGAACAGAAUUGGUUUGCCGUAACUGCAUGGAAUUUUGGAACAAAAUGUGGAAAGGAAAAGCACUAUGAUUUAUGUGCUGAAUUUUUUAGACUGGCUUCUGGAUUUUAUAGUUUUGUUGUUGAUGGACAACUGGAAGAAAACCAUAUCAUGACUUGCAGAUCAUUGAUACUGACUGUAUCUGCAAUGACUGCUUCAGAGACCCAAAGAAUGAUUCCAUUGCCAGAUGCUGAAGUAAAAUGUGCUGUUGAGCUGCUAGAGAGAGCAGGGAAGAUACUGAAUUCGCUCUCAGUGGGGUCCCAGCUAACCGAUGAUAAAGUUGAUACCAUUGAGUCUGACCUCUUUUUCAUGUAUGUGCUCAAUGCCUAUGAUAUGCAUGGAAGACUUAACAAUUUAGAGUCCCAACAACGCCUUGUUAAGAGCUUUGCUGGCACAAAGGCUUGCAGUCCUCAAUACCUUCUCCAAAUUGGCCUGAAUGCUUCACAGGGUCCAAGGUUCAAUGUAGAAGUGGCAACCUUUGCUCUCAGUGAGUGUCUCUCAGGCUUUCUUUCUUCUGCCUCUCCAGACUACCAAAAUGUGGCACUUAUUGUCCGAAGGCUGAUUGCAAUAGCUAGCAUUCACAAGGGUGAUACAGAUGACGAUGCGGUGCUUAGUAUGUACAAGCAAGCAUACCGAAUAAUGGUUGGGUUGAAAGAAGGGGAAUAUCCAACAGAAGAGGGCAAAUGGCUAGCAAUGACUGCAUGGAAUCGGGCAGCCUUACCUGUAAGGAUGGGACAGAUUGAUGUGGCCAAGAAGUGGAUGAAUGCUGGGUUGGAACUUGCUAGGAAGGUUGUGGGGAUGGAGACUUAUCAGGCAUGCAUGGAGGAUUAUGUUGCCGGAUUUGAAAAGAAAUUUCAUAUGCAGGUUGCUGGUGAAAGCCGGCCUCAACUAGGGCAGCAGCAUGUGUAAAUCGCAUAGAUUUUAAUACAUGUUUCUUGAAAGAGAUAGCGUCCAUACAUUCGUUAAACCUCAUAUACUGUAUGUGUCGUGCCAAAUGUUAUGCAACAGGGAAAAAGAAAAUGAAGAUAAACAUUUACUCUGCUUGCCAUUCCAAUGACUGUAAUGCAAUCUUUUUUUCCUGUUGUAGUUAAAACAGGAAAUUAUAAAAAAACAGAACAAACUAGGAAGCUACAUCAGGAUGAGAUGUAGCCCCAAUAGCUUGUAUAAGUUCUGGGGUGCGCAACCCCUACAACAACCGCUAAAAGAGCAAGGGAAAUACAAUCAGGAGGCGUAUUAUACAAAACAAAAUCCAGCUCCUGAGUGACACCAGCUUUGGCAAGGAUAUCAGCACAAGCAUUCCCUUGGCGGGGCACAUGCCUGACUGCUUCAGCUCCCGUACUCUGCACAAGCUAUCUGCAAUCAGCGAUGGGGGAACCAUAAGAAUGAUUAAUGGUACCGUUAGCUGCAACUUCAAGUCCUCCAUAGAUGGCCCAUAAUUCAGCACUGAGGCUGGUAAGUGUCACCAAGCCUUCCAGAAAAUCCAGCAAUGAAUUUCCUUUUAUGGUUCCUGAUGACCCCUCCUGCCCCAGUGGGAGCGGGAUUACCCCAGGAUGAGCCAUCAGUGUUAAUUUUGAAGUGACCUGUAACUGCAAUCCAAUCCUCUGGUGAGAUGUAGUUUUAAUAUGAAACCAAUA